AUGCAGAGACAGAGAACGAAACGUGCAGUUGAACAUUUUCAAAUGAGCGAAUGUCAAGAAAUUUCUCAAGACGAUUUUGAUUUGUCUCGACAAAAGUAUCAUUUAAGUCAAAUGAAAUUUUAUAUUCAAACGAAAUAUUUCCAAUCGAAGAAGUUCUCCGAUUACUUUCAUGAAGUCAUCGAAGAACAAGAAGCGGCCAGUUCAACGCAAAUCAAAUUUGGUCAAAUCUUUUCGUUACUUCUUUCGUUUAACUGCGAAAUAUUUAUCCACGGCGGAGCGAUACGCGAUUUAAUUUUGAAUUUACCAAUUCACGAUAUCGAUGGCGAAUAUUUUUGUUCGAAAGACAAAAUGAAAUCUCUAUGUGAUGAACAAUUCAUGCAGAAAAUCUUCGGUCAAUGUCACUUUUUACCAAGUGGUCAUUUGAUUUUAGGUCAAAAUCUUUUUCAUAAUUAUACUUUCGAUCCAUUUGAAGCGUAUCCGAUGGAAACAGUUUUCACUUCUCCAAUGUAUACAAAUGAAUAUACGACGAAUACAAUCUUCUACGAUGUUAAUUCUCGAAUCAUCAUUGAUAUAACGGGAUAUGGACUUUAUGAUACAUUUAAUCGAAUUAUUCGAUUGACGAUCGCCAAUCCGAAUGAACGAUAUUUAUGGUUGAAUGAACAAGUGGCAAAACCAUACGAUGGAUUUAAGAAAUUAUCACGGUAUUGGAAAUUACGAGCAGAUCCACACAAAUAUCUUCCGGCUCCUUUGAAUCAAACGUUGAUUCAUACGGAUGAGUUUAUUAUCGAAAAUGUAAAAUUCUUAUGGAAAAAUCAGACUUCAGCUAUUGAAAAUAUCUUUCGAAAACUUUACUGUGAUUUAAUUCGAGGAGAUUUAAACAAUCAAUCCUUAUGUUAUUUACAAUCGAAUCCGUACAAUUCAAGUUUAGAUGCAUUUUUAAAUUAUGAUCGUGUAUUUGAAAGAGAUAUGGGUUCAACAUGGUUCAAUGAAAAUAUUCUUCAAAAGAAUAUCAAUCAUUUUUAUGUUCAAACGACUAAUAAACAUAGAGUUAGUUUUCAUUUAUACGAGUUUCUAUUUGUUUUUGCUUGUAUUCUUAUUCUUGUUUUAUUUCUUUUGUUCUACAAAAAAUGUUCCACUUACGAACGCAUUCAUUAG
Messenger RNA from Adineta ricciae, 1155 nucleotides. The record is from the annotation of a GenBank genome assembly. NCBI's taxonomy places the organism in Eukaryota, Metazoa, Rotifera, Eurotatoria, Adinetida, Adinetidae.